This is a messenger RNA of Paramormyrops kingsleyae, 4326 nucleotides long. RefSeq names its product ras GTPase-activating protein-binding protein 2-like. Gene Ontology annotation, molecular function: mRNA binding. NCBI's taxonomy places the organism in Eukaryota, Metazoa, Chordata, Actinopteri, Osteoglossiformes, Mormyridae. The record is from RefSeq and is a predicted model, not a curated record. Gene Ontology annotation, cellular component: ribonucleoprotein complex; cytosol.
GGAAGCGGCUGCCCGGCCACCGGGAGAGCCGCUGUGCAAACCGCGGUCAACGGGCGAACGGGCUGGAGGGGUCGGGGCUGCACCCCGCGGGGACCCUCCUCCGGACGGCACGCUUUAAUUUACCGUGAUUGGGCCCUGGGGGUGAUUUACAGGAGCCCGGUGUGCUUUGGCCUGCUGAUGGCGCAGUUGCAAUAACAGCUUCCUUGUAAUGGUAGCGGAUCUGGCCCAGCGUCCGGCAUUCCGGCUUAUGGGCUUAAGUAAUCUGAAUUGUGUACCAAAGAAAUGGUGAUGGAGAAGCCAAGUCCCCUGCUGGUCGGCCGGGAGUUCGUCAGGCAGUAUUACACACUGCUGAACAAGGCCCCGGACUUCCUGCACAGAUUCUACGGCAGACACUCCUCCUAUGUUCACGGCGGUUUGGACUCCAGCGGAAAGCCGGCAGAGGCUGUUUAUGGGCAAGCUGAGAUCCACAAGAAGGUGAUGUCCCUGCAGUUCAGCGAGUGCCACACCAAGAUCCGGCACGUGGAUGCCCAUGCCACCCUGAGCGACGGCGUGGUCGUCCAGGUGAUGGGCGAGCUGUCCAAUGGCGGGCAACCCAUGAGGAAGUUCAUGCAGACCUUCCUGCUUGCCCCUGAGGGCUCCGUGGCGAACAAGUUCUACGUGCACAACGACAUUUUCCGCUACGAAGAUGAAGUUUUCGGCGACUCGGAGGCAGAGCUUGAUGAAUCCGAGGAGGAGGUCGAGGACGAGCCGGAAGAGCAGCAGCCAUCCCCCGAGCCUCUCCCGGAAAGUUCUAGAAGCAGCACCUACUACGAGCAGCACCCAGUAGCCAAUGGUGUGGAAGAGUCCCUGGAGGAGGUGCCACCUGAGGCCGUGCCAGAACCCCAGCCGGAGCAGAAGCUGGAGGAGCCCAAGCCCGAGGCAGAAGAGAAGGUUCUGGAAGAUCUGGAGGAGAAGGCCCCGUCUCCGGUGCCUGUGGAGUCCCCGCCUCACGUACAGGAGCCCCCCAAGACCUUCUCCUGGGCCUCAGUGACCAGUAAAAACCUCCCUCCCAGCGGCACGGUCCCUUCCUCCGGAAUUCCCCCGCAUGUCGUCAAGGCCCCAUCGUCCCAGUCUCGGCCGGACACCAAGCCGGAGCUGCAGAGCCAGGCCACCCGGGUCCGUGACCAGCGCCCUCGUGAGAGACAGGGCUUCAUUCCCCGAGGACCCCGGCCCGAUGGUGUGACAUCAUCAGAUUCACAGGCGGGGAAGCCCAGUUUCAGCUUCAUGAACAAAGGACGGGCCGAGUCGGAACCCUCUGAAAUGGACUCCCGCCGGGCCCCGCGUUACCCUGACAGCCACCAGCUCUUCGUUGGCAACCUACCGCAUGACAUAGAUGAGAGCGAGCUGAAGGAUUUCUUCAUGACCUUUGGGAACGUUGUGGAGCUGAGGAUCAACACUAAGGGCGUUGGGGGCAAGCUGCCAAACUUCGGCUUCGUGGUCUUCGAUGAUUCUGAUCCUGUGCAGCGGAUCCUGGCUGCGAAGCCCGUCAUGUUCCGUGGGGAGGUCCGCCUGAACGUGGAGGAGAAGAAGACGAGGGCGGCACGCGAGAGGGAGACCCGCGGCGGGGGUGGGGCCGACAGCCGCCGCAACGAGCGGGGCCCGGGGGGGCCUCGUGGCAUCAUGGCCGGCGGAAUGAUGCGGGAUCGUGACGGAAGGGGUGCCCCUGGCAGGGGUGGCCUUACCCCCAAACCGGGCCUCAGUUCGGGAAGAGGCGCUUCCCAGGGCAGCGAGAGCCGCUUCACCUCACAGCGUCGCUGAGACUGGCGCCCCCCGCAGUCCGGGAGUAGUAUCACACCCAUCUUCACCUUAACAAAGUCCGCAUAUAUGAAAAAUCCUUUUUUUGGCUUUGGAAUGUCUCUCAGCCUGUCAGCCAUUUCUUUGAUGUGCAAGACAAAUGAGAAAACAAAAAAAAAAAAAACCCACCAGCCUCCUUGGUUUCCGGGCCUUGAGCUGAGCCUUUGUAAGCAUUAAGCUGUAUUCCAAGACGCAGCACAGGUCUGUCAGGAGAGGCCCUGCACUGGCAUGCAGCAGCACAGCCCAUCAUCUGAAGAAGAACGUAAACACUCGGGGCGGAGGUGGGGAGUCUGCACGCUUCAUGUAAACCCUGUUGGAGGUGCAGCCCGCAGUGUGUGUGGCCUGGAAUCUGCCUCUCUGCUUUCUGUCUGAUGCUUGGACUUGAAACCAAUAGCCUUCAGGCACUCAGUAUGCACAAGUGGGUUUUGCGUCUGCUGGCUUCCUUGGGUGGAGCCCCCUUAGCUAGCUGGAGGCCAUACCCACUGAUAGCCCCUUAGCUAGCUGGAGGCCACGCCCACUGAUAGCCCCUUAGCUAGCUGGAGGCCACGCCCACUGAUAGCCCCUUAGCUAGCUGGAGGCCACGCCCACUGAUAGCCCCUUAGCCAGCUGGAGGCCACGCCCACUGAUAGCCCCUUAGCCAGCAGGAGGCUGGACACCGUGGCCUCUGCUUCUGCCGACUUCCUGGCUUGCUGUGAAGGUGCUGCCAUUCUGGUCUUUGAGUGGGUGUAGCCUGUGAGGUGCUCGGCACUGAAGCUUUGGAGGCUCGUGCUUUAGGUUUAUAUUUUGGUUUUAACUUCGUAGUUUCCAGGUACUGCCCAGGCACAGCGUGGGGGGCGUGGUGUUCGCUCACUCACCAUGAGUAUAUAGAAACAUGCAGAAUCUCAGCUGGUCGACUUGUCGUUAUUAUGAUGGUGCCUUUCUCCUGCUGCUGGUCUCGUCGCUGGGCCCUGGCUGUACGCAGUACAGCGGCUUCAAAGCAGAGGGGGUUUCUGGGUAUGCUGAAUGCCAUCCCGGGUCACCUGACCUAAGUUCAGGGAAAUUUGCAGUGUGAGGUUUUUUUUUUUCUUAAAAGAAAAAAAAAAAAACACAUUUUACUGGUCUGUUCAACAGAUGUUAGUGGAAUUUAACAAGAGGUGCCUGAAAUUCUGGUACAUGAUUUGGUUCAGAAGUGCAAAAUGAUUUCGGUUACAUUUUUUUAAAACCGCAUCCUACUGACAUGCAACUUUUAUACAAGGAUGAAAAGAAGACGGAGCUGAGGAUCAGGUUCAGCGUUUGGGUUUGUCCCAGCUGGGUGGCCAGUGCUGCUCAGGGACUUUGGUCCAAAGUGGGAAUUUGACACAAGACGUAACCGCACUGUAAAAGUAAAGCCUUUCAUUGCCUGUGACACAGAAGAAAUGGAUUGUAAAGGAGUGAAUUUAGGUAUCAUGGCUCUCAUGGACUCCUGGACUGCGAAUAAUUCCGUUUGUCAGGCUGUAAGACGGUGCUGUUUCCUCCCUGUGAUUCCGGGAGUCUGACGCCAGACCUACUGGCUCGGAUCUGACCCCCUCCUUCGCCCCCACCUCCCUAAAGCACUUUUGGUUUUCAGCUCUUUUCUUACUGAACUUUGAAAUACUGAAAAUGACUUUGCACCCAUAUUACUGCCCUUGUAUCUAACGGAAGCGUCUGGGGAUGCGAUGUUUCUGGAAGUCUGUCCGAGGAUAUCACAGCUGUCGCUGUUGGUGUCUGAGGUGAAGAUGCUCACGUGUUUUAUAGCAGAAAAGAUUCAGCCAUCUUAGUUUUAAUUUGGUUUAAAAAAAAAAAAAAAAAACAAUAAACCUAAAUGUGCAAGUAGGGUAAGAAGACCUUCCUUCCUAUUUGAAUUUUAAAUUUUGUCCUGACAAAUUGCCAAAAAAUGUUCUGCGCCUGGACUGACCAGCUCUCUCGUUCUGGGUUGUAAGACACAUCUGACCACCUUGAGUACAUGCAGUAGAUGUUCUGAAAAAAGCCUGGUGUCCUUACCGAGAAGGGUGUGUCCAUCUGAUCCCAACAGCAGGCACACGGACCCUCUUCCCUGAUUGGCUGAGCUCACGCUGCGACCUACUCGUCAAACACACAGACCUUGAUGAUCUGGCAUGGGUGAUGUCCAGGAUUGUGACAUAGACUAAUGUAAGCUACAGGCUCUCUGGGCGGAACCGGAAGUUAGCGGUCCGGCCUGUUGGCAUCGGAGAAGUUUACAGGCCGUGAUCUGUUAGCCUCUCUUCAUGUUUACAGUAGCAGCCAUUUUCCAUCUAUCCCUUCAGGAAGCGUAAAGCAGAGACUGUUAACAUUCCCCUGUUGAAAAGGCCCUUCUGUAACGGGAAGCUGAUGGUGACUCACUGAGCAGAGGCGCUCUCGUGUGCCUCUGGCCGGGUGCAUGAUUGCUGCCGUUUCCCUUUUAGUAUGUUGCAGGUGGAACGUUUUUAUUUUAGUUUUCCAUGAAUGUGUUGGACUGAUAAUAAACUACUGAAGCCACUC